AGUCCCUCUGCUCAGUGCUGUUCAGAAGCGCAGUAACGGGCGUCCCGUUGUCGAGCGCACUGUGAUCUUCAUUUCUGCAUAGUUAACUCCACUUUUUGACUUCUGUGUGGAUGGAUGUGCAAUUUGAGAGACUUCACACAUCUGUGAGUGAGAAGUGUUAGCUCAUACACCUUAUGAACCUAAUCAACUGAAUUCACUUCAUCCACUCGUGAAAACGCGACGCGUAAAAUGGGUAUCGCGCGGAAUGAAUAAGAGCGUAAGAGAUGAGGACUGUGGAAAUGAUGCCCCGUGGACGUGGACGCUCAGCGAUCGGCUCGGUGUCGGUCUGAAGACAUCACAAAAGCAGAAGAGAAACACUUAGCUGAAGUCAUGGAGAUCCGACAUCUGCUGCUUCUGUUGGUCUAUCUGGACCCCUUGUGCGUCCUGAGCGCAUCCACGGCAAAGAGAAGCAAACCCGCUCCAAAGAGACCCCCGAAAGUGAAGGAGGUCAACAGCACCGCGGCACCGACGGCUCCACCGCGACGGGUCACGCAAGUCCUCGCGCCCAUAGCCGGCGAUCACGACAUGUGUCUCGGCUACUACGACGUGAGCGGUCAGUACGAUAAAGAGUUCGCCUGCAACAACACGGACCACCGGUACUGCUGCGGGAGUUGCUUUCUGCGCUUCUGUUGUCCCGUCAAAGCCAAGCGACUGGAUCAGAGAGUCUGCACCAACUACAACACGCCCGACUGGAUCAAGACGCAGCCGCCGUCGCCUGCGCCCACCGGGGACACGUACGACCCCGCGCUGGACCAGACCAACACCACCGUCUACAUCACCUGCGGGGUCAUCACUCUCAUCAUCAUACUGGGAAUUUCUGCCAAAGUGGCUUAUGAUAAAGCCAUCCGACCGCCUCAAGAGAUGAAUGUCCAUAGAGCGUUGGCAGACAUUUUGAGGCAGCAGGGGCCCAUUCCCAUAUCUCAGUACGAGCAUGAAAACAUUGCCGCCAUAGAAACCUCACCCAAAGAGGAGACACCUGUACGAACAUCCAAGAACCACUACACACCUGUUCACAACAAAAACAAUCACGAGGACUACUUGCUUCUUCACCUUCAGCAAAAUGGAUUGCCUCUGGAGGAAUAUGUAGCUGAGAUCAUGGAGUUGGCUCAUCUGGAAAGCUGGGCGCUCAUUCUCCUGGCUUCCCUGAACUCAGCCCAGCACUCACUGUCUACCCCAAACUUAGCCCAGCACCCUCAGAACUGGAUCCUGAAGUCGUUGUGGCAGCUGUGA
This is a messenger RNA of Paramisgurnus dabryanus, 1269 nucleotides long. NCBI's taxonomy places the organism in Eukaryota, Metazoa, Chordata, Actinopteri, Cypriniformes, Cobitidae. The record is from RefSeq and is a predicted model, not a curated record.